Molecule: messenger RNA, 1044 nt
Organism: Debaryomyces hansenii CBS767
Lineage: Eukaryota; Fungi; Ascomycota; Pichiomycetes; Serinales; Debaryomycetaceae
Exons: 1
Coding region: 1-1044 (347 amino acids)
Biological process (GO): endoplasmic reticulum tubular network organization
Cellular component (GO): endoplasmic reticulum tubular network
Source: RefSeq, a predicted model, not a curated record
AUGGGAGUCUUCGGAAUAUUCAAGCUGAAGGGGUUUGACCCUGAUACUUUCGAGAAAGAAUUAACCCAAUUGACCAGGCAGAUCUCUAAUACACAACUGCAAAUCUACAGUUUGAAAGGCAAAUCAAAACGGUGGGUAUUCUCCUUAAGCAAAAUUUUCUUAACUACAUAUGCAUUAAUUCUUGUUUAUAUAUAUCAGAAGGUUCCAAGGUCGCCAAUUGCAAGAAAUAAGAUCGUCAAUUUCAUUGAAAGCCAGUCCAAUGAUCAGCUUAUGGUGUUGGUGGGAUUUCCAGUCGUGGGGUACUUGAUAGUGUAUUUGAUCAAUAGCAUAUUCAGGCUUUCGGUUGGGAGACGGGAGAAACGCCUUCAAACAUUGAAGAAGAAGCAUUCUCUCAAGAUCGAGGAAUUGAAGAAAAUCACGAAUUUCAACACCACGAACGAAUUGUUAAACAAGUAUGGAAACCAGGACGUGAGAAAGAAAUCGAAGGAUGAGACUGGUAACAAAGCGACCGCCGAGAAACAGGUGGGUGCAUCACGCCAAAUUAACUCGGCAAAUGCCCAACAACAACAGCAACAGCAGCAGAUUAUUAAGAGAUUGCAGAGUCUCCAGGAAAACCCUCCAGUGCAGAAACCCAGAACGUUUCAAGACCGGGUGUUGGAUUUUAUUGUUGGAUCGGACAAUAACGAGGCCAUUGAGAAUAGAUAUGCGUUGAUCUGCAAGCAAUGUUUGACUCACAACGGGCUAGCACCUCCAGGAAGCACCAAUCCGUUCAAAGUAUCGUAUAUCUGUCCUAAUUGCGGGUUUUUGAAUGGUGAAACCGAAAUCGAGGAAACAACCACCCCCAUUGAAACCGAAGAGCUCGAAUCGAACAAAGCUACCCCCCUUGCAGUAGAUCGAGCAUUGCACAGGCCCCUGAUUGACGAUGUAAUGGACAAACCAAGCCCAGACCCGGUUUCCGGCGAACCGAUUCUUAUCGAUCCCAAAGACACCCAUUCUUCGUCAUUUAAUAGACUGACUAACGAGUCGCCUCUCAAAGACUCCUAA